AUGGCUGACAAAGGCAAAAAGGGCAAGAAGGCGGUGGCGGCGGCGGCGGCACCUGCAUCGGCGCCCACAGCUGCGCCGCCGUCCCCUCCUCCAGCUGACGAACCAGGGGACAAGAAAGACCAAGAGGACAAGGAGAUCAAGAAAAAGCCAAAGUCGGUGCAGCCCAAGGAUGAAGUGGGCACCAGGAAGGGGUGUCGCCGCUACAUGUGGGAAUUCAAGAAAGGCAAUAGAGAGUUCUGGGUGAUCGGACACGCCGAGGUCAAGAUCCUGAGCUUGGGCUGCCUGAUAGCUGCACUGGUACUGUUGACGGGGACCAGCGUGCACCCUCUCCUGAUGCUCAUCGUCACCAUGGAGAUGUCCAUCUUCUGCUUCUUCUUCAUCACCUACACCCUCGCCAUCAACAGAUACAUACCCUUCAUCCUGUGGCCCAUUUCUGACCUUCUCAACGACCUGUUUGCCAUUAUUUUCCUUGUGGGGGCCGUGGUCAUAGCUGUGAAAAGUCGACAAACCAUGCCACUGCACUACUUUAUUGCUGUGAUCCUUAUUGGUAUGGCUGGAAUGUUUGCUUUAAUGGAUAUGUGUCUUCAAAGAAAACAUUUCAAAGGCAAGAGGCUCAAAACCAAUGUGCUGUUUCCUCCAAAAAAUGAACGAAAGGUUGAAAAGCCAAAGGAAGCAGAAAACCCACCAGAAAAGGCACCAGAAAAGGCACCACAAAAAGCAGAAAAGCCAAAGGAAAAAGUAAAGGGAGGCAAGAAAUGA
Messenger RNA from Lynx canadensis (Canada lynx), 759 nucleotides. It is a transcript of the gene CMTM2, whose product is annotated as CKLF like MARVEL transmembrane domain containing 2. NCBI's taxonomy places the organism in Eukaryota, Metazoa, Chordata, Mammalia, Carnivora, Felidae. Bases 1 to 759 code for a protein of 252 amino acids. Gene Ontology annotation, cellular component: membrane. The transcript is spliced from 4 exons. The record is from RefSeq and is a predicted model, not a curated record.